AUGCCAUUCUCAAGCAGGGCGUGUCAAACUUGUAAGAUCCGAAGGGUCAAGUGUGACGAAACCAAGCCGACAUGUCGGCGGUGCUCAGGGUCCGGGAAAAUAUGCAUCUUCGCCAGCGUGGUCGAGCAGCCCGGCUUUGUGUUCAACCUCGAGAAUGCCUACGCGAGUGGCAAGGUCAAACGACCGAGGGGCCCGCGAUCAUGCCUGACCUCGCUCCGCCCACGUUUCGACCUCGAAGCACGUGCCGUCGCGCACUAUCUCCAAGACCAUUUAGUUGUGUCAUAUGAUGUCCCAGACGUCGUCCAAAGCCUUUGUACGUACGUCGGCGCAUGGAAAGGCUCUGGGGUCAAGUCUACGAUGGUUGACCUGGCUCUAUCGGCCGCCUCACUCGCCGUCUUUUCGCGGGUCAAACAGCAUCCACAAGCUGGGGCUGAAGCAGCAGCCAAAUAUUCCGUCCUUCUGCAAUUGUUGAAAGAGCGCAUCACGGAUAUGGAGCUCGCGUCUUGGGACAAUUCCCAGGAGAUCGACGCCUGCUUGCUGACCAUGUUUCUCAUGGGCCGGUACGAGGCCGCGAUGCCGCCGACUAGUUCUACCGUGUCUGAGUCGCUACAGAGAUACUUCCACCAUGAAGGGGGUCUCGCCGUGUUGAAGGCCUGGGUACAGCGCCCAAAUUCACCCCGAGUAACACCCAUCGUCAAACUCGGCCGGAGAGGGCUGAUCAGAUCGUCUCUGCUUCGAAACAUCCCUUUACCGGAUUGGAUACUCGAGGGCGAGCGUUUCGGCGAGCAGGACCGUGAGAUGGUGUUUGACCGUGUUUUAGUCGGUGCGGUCAAUCUGCAUCAUGACACCGGGCUUCUUCUGCGGCGGAACGACGGACUAUCAUCGUCCGCGGUGUUGGCACUUCUAGGUCAGGCGCGAGGGUAUGACGAAUCACUACGCGACUGGGCCAAGUCAUUACCUCCGACAUGGUCCUAUCAGAGACACACUCUCACAGACCCCGGUCCAUGGCCCAAGCGACACUUCUACUCUCCGACAGCCUAUAGCUUCCAGACAGGAGGCCAAGCCAGCGUCUGGAGCCAAUACUUUGCCACGAGAAUGCUGAUCAACAGCACACGCCUCAAAUUACUUGACGUAGCUCGCCAACCUUCAUUCCUCGGCGCCCAAUACGGACAGAGCGAAUGGCUCGAAUCGUCGAUCCUUCUCAACUCCAUGGCAGACCGCUUGGCUUUUACCAUCCCAUUUGCACUGGGCAGACUCGAGGUGGCGCAAACCUCAGACGGGGAGACUCUAGUAACAGUAAACUCGGACAAGGACAUGAAGCCCUCUCUCGCGGCUCUGGUAGUGUGGCAAUUGACCCUCGCCGCGAGCAUUGAGCGAGUCGAUCUCAAGCAGCAGCGAUGGUUCCGUUCCGAGACCGCGCAGCUGGGGAGGAGGAUAGGAAACCACGUCCUUGAAUCUGCAGAAGCCGAUGGAUGGCUUGUCCUCUGA
This is a messenger RNA of Fonsecaea pedrosoi CBS 271.37, 1488 nucleotides long. RefSeq lists its product as uncharacterized. The record is from RefSeq and is a predicted model, not a curated record. Gene Ontology annotation, biological process: regulation of DNA-templated transcription. Gene Ontology annotation, molecular function: DNA-binding transcription factor activity, RNA polymerase II-specific; zinc ion binding. The coding region runs from base 1 to 1488 and encodes 495 amino acids. Lineage: Eukaryota; Fungi; Ascomycota; Eurotiomycetes; Chaetothyriales; Herpotrichiellaceae. The transcript has 2 exons.